UUAAAAAUUGGACAUUGAUUUAUUUAAAGAAAAGCUUAAUGAUGCUGAUUAUAAAUUGUAACAUUUUGUGAUGAAAAUAACUAAAUACUUUUUUGCAAAGAGGAAAUGGAAAAAAGUAUUUUAGUUGCAUUUCAUAAAAUCAGUGCUUGAAGUGUAAUAUUGCAUUAGGAGAAUUCUAAUUAGGAGAUUGAUUUGUAUUCUGUGGAAGAAAAUUUUCAUUUGGAGUAAUUGCACUGUAUAUGACAAAGAUGCGAGAAUUAUAUGAAUAUUCGAAAAUUGUUGAGCUAAUGGAGGAGUAUAAACCAGCCAAGUUGAAGCCAGCGGCUGUUCGUCAAUCUGUGCGAUAUAAACCAAUUAAGGAUCGAGUCACGAUACCAAAGUCGCCAUCAGUUAAGGAAUUCUCAGAAGCUGUCUCCAACGAUGUCUUUCGGCAAGCCGCGUCAAAGGCCAUCGUGGUCGAUAUGUCAUCGCUUGAAAUAUACAGAAAUGACUUGACCAAAAAAGUGAAAAUGUUGGACGUAAAACUAUCAUUUUCGCACCAAGAAGAUUUCCAAACUCAUACUGUGAGAUUAGAAAAGCAGCUGGUUCGGCAUGGGAACAAAUGGACUUGGGUUAAUGUGGACGGCAGUAAAACUGUCGUGUCUUUCCCGUACCUACCCGGAGACCGUGUCAAUCUUAAUGUAGGUAUAUUUAUUCACAAAACAAAGAAACAUGGAAUAUUUGGUAAAGACACAAUAACCACUCAAGCAGGUACGGCUGCAGAUUGUAUUGUGCUUGCGAGAGACAAUGGAGUUGGGCUGGGUCUCCAACUCGGAGUCCCAAUUACGCAAAAUAUCAAGUUAAACUUUGAUAUAAAUGGUAGGGGACAUAAAUUGACAAUGAAACUAAAACUAGACUUAAAAAAGGAAUCCAAAGGAACGCCAAUGAUGUGGUUACGACCCAAGUCUUCAAAUAAACGUUUCCGAAGCCUCAAGUCUGCAUUUGAUCUCCUUCUAGAAUUACCUCCGAAAGACAAAGACGAGGACGGUAGAGUGAAGAUGUUUGUUUAUAAUAACCAAAGAUUAGUGAAUUACCAGCGAUCCCCUGUGUUGGAAUGUCGGUCAGUACGUCCAGCGAGCAGUGAAACAGAAAUUCCCACUGGCAUCGAGUUGCGCCAAGUCAACAGCGGGCAACUCUUAGCUUAUUUAGUCCCAGUUGUGAAAACAGUUGAUAGAGAGAGUUACAGAUACAGACUGGCUAUUCUAGUUGUCACAGCAGAAGGUCCACAUUGUCUUUGCUCAGCCAAAUGGAAAACCUCAGACAAAUUUGACUACAAGAUUCACAUGUUCAAGAAUGGGGAGACGUUUGGCCAGAGAAUUAAAUGGUCCUCGAAAGAUUUUGUGGACAUAAGCUAUGCUAUACUCAAUAGCACUGGACAUCAAAUUGUACUCAACGCUGAUUCAGAAUCUGUUAUAGAGGACAUUUGUAUAGGACUGUCACUCAAACAGCUGGUAAGAUGGAGCAGCGAACCGUUACCGUGGCGACUAAGUGACCGCGUUCCAAUGAUAGACUGUCAGAAAUAUCUCAGCAAUAAAUACAGUAGUCAAGGAAACAAAAUAUCUGACUUUUCAGGACGUGAUAUUCAAGUCCAUAUGGAGGCUCUACCGCAAUUUCUCGAGACUCAAGAACUCAUGAUUUUCACAGACGUCGAAGAAUUUAUUACAGAGGAUGAGAUAGACGGAGUAAAUAAAAUUGAACUUACACGUACAGGAAGUAACAGUAGCUGUGAUAAAGACAGUAAUCCAAAACGUCGCGGAGAGUUGAACAUCGAGGAUCCAGACGACCUUGAGGAUGACGUUGAAACAACAACAGCAAGUUCUCGCUACAGGUUUGACGGAGAUUGGGACAAUCUGACAAGUUCAGGUUUUAUCGAUGACAGAUCGGAAUAUACUGGAGGGGGUUCAUGGGUCGACUCUGUGUUAUAGUCAUAAUAUACAAAAGAAACUUCAAAACGACAUGAGUGGCAAAGUUGCAUUCAUUGUGUGCCUGUUGAACCAGGAAUAGUAGGUCCAAGCCCUGUUGAGGCCAUUUUCCAUUUGCCUGAUAUAUCACUAGUGCUUGCUCAUCCAGGAAAUAGACUUGACAAAAGUUAAAUAAGUAUAUGACUUUAUAUGUCAUGUGCUUUUAUUCACAAUUCUGCUGAAAUAAUUGUGCUUAAAGAAAGAAGCUAACUAUAACCAGCUGCAUUUAUCCAAUGUAAAUUUCUUGGAAAAAGGAUGUAAAAAAAUGAAAAAUACUUCAAUCAUCAGUAAAAAGUAAUAAAAAAGUGUGUUUACUCAGUUAGUGCUUUAAUAAAACAUGCUAGAAAUCUGCUUAAAUGGAUGACUUACUUAAUACUCUAUGAAUCUCUCAAGGCAUGACAAUAGUGUGCAUGUGAUUGGGAAAUGAAUACUGUUUGCUUUACUCAGUUACUGGAGAUUAAACAGUUGCCAUUUUAAUAUAUUUACCGUAUAUUUGGUGUCGGAGAUUCCCCGGAAAAGUGGUGGAUAGGUUAAAUGCAUGGGAUUAUAAUUAUAAUGACAUAGAAUUGCCUUUGUGUAAUUUAGCACAUAUUAGAAAUACUCCUGAGUGGUGUAAAAGUCAGUGCUUAGAAAUUAAAAAUGCCCAUAGUUUAUGUAGAAUUCUGCUGAAUGUUUUGUAGAAGAAAAUGUUAUGAUGAUUUUAAAGCUACAGUAUACAUUAUUUAUAGAUUUUUUAAAAAAAAAAUCGAGACAUGUCUAUGAUUAAAAAAAAGCAACCCACCUACAACAAAGGGGUUUAGUUUAUGGUUCUUUGAGUACAUAUGAUAACAGUAUUGCAUGGCAAUUUAGAAUUGUUUUAAGCUUAUGAUACCAGAUUGAUUUAAAUCACACUCCUUGACUGUUAUCUUAAAAUGUAAUAAAAUCUUAAUAUAUACUUUUAACGUACAUGUAGAUUAUUGUAGAUGUAAAUGUAUAUAUGAUUUAAGCAUACUCUUUAAAGUUUUUUUUUUGUUCUUGUUUGUACAAAAUUAGAAUUCUUCGAAUUUAACAUGUUUUUUUCCCCAAACAUCAACUAUUUCGGGAAUUUUGAGAAUAACAGAAGCUAUGUAAUGUAAAGUAGAAAAGAAAAUGACAGUUUAUUUUUUGAAUACACUAUAAAAAAAAUUUUUUUAGAGCACAGAAACUGUAACAUUAGAAAAUCUGUUUUCCGUUUGUUGUUGGGUUUUUUGUUGCUUUUUAGGAGGAAAAAUUCAAAAUGCUACCAAUUAGGAAUUGUCAAUUCAAAAUUAUGAAAAAGCACACAUUUUUACUGUGGGCAUGACACCAUUUACUGAAGUUAAUUAAUGUUAAGAGGAAAAACGUCUAUAUCAUGAAUUUAAGAAUUUAUUAUAAUGGUUCAGACGAAAGUUUUAAUACAUGUACAGCAUUAUCAAACAGCAAAGUUUUAUAGUUAUUGAUUUUUGAGAAAUUUUCUUUUGUCAAUACAUGACUAUAGUAUGCAAUAUUUACCAGUUUUUGAAAUGUUUGUGAUACAUGUAUUUGGUAAAUUUAGUGAAAGAUUCAUUUUAUGUCACUUCUUUUGUUAACAUUAUACAAGAAAUUUUGCUAGCCACUUUUUAAAUACAAUACUUUAUGUACACAAAGGUUGUGUAUAUUUAACUUGUUUUGAAGUUGAAUUAGGUUAAGGAAUUUUUGAUACAAAUUUGUUGAUUAUUUCAUCUGUAACCAAUCAUAAAGUUUACAAGGCAAAUGUAUUAACAUUUUGAUUGAAUGCAAGAUUGUAAUCUAGCACUUCUAAGGUAUUAAAUCAACAUUGAACUUUUCACACAUGAGUUGGUGAACUUUUAUACGUUUAAAUGAAGAGAUGCCUAAAAUAGGGGAGAAAAAAUCAUUCAUGCGAAGCCAGUGCUGUAUGCAAUUAUAUGUGAGCAUUUGACAUGUAUUGUUUGAAAUAAUGACUACAAUGUAUUAAUAAUAAUGCAUGGUUGGACUUUAUUGAGCCUUUCUUUAAUAUAUAAGAACUUGGAAAGAUGCCAAUUCUAAAGCAGCAUACCUCAAGAUCUUUUUUUAAAUUUUUAUAAAAAUUUUGAAAAUAUUUAGUAGUAAUAAUGUUGUCCAAUGAACAAAACAAGUUCAUUUAAGCUAGCAUAUUAAGGCGCUUAAAAUCUACACAAUGAGGGUUGAUGAACUUGAUCGCAAAACUGUUGUAAGUCCUUCUUUAUUUCAUAAAAGUUACUGCCGUUUUGCAGUCAACCCUCGAAAAAAGUCAAAAUGUUCACAAAUGAUACUUGCACUGCAUGCAACAUAGUAGAGAUAUGGAUAUUGUAAAAUAUAAUAAAUUUUUAUCUGAUUUACUCAUAGCAUGUAAAGUUUGUCACCAGAAUCUUUCAAAUAUGGAAAGCCCCUGAUGUACAUCAUCAGUUGUGAAUAUUUAUUUUUAUUUAUACAUCUUAAAAACUCUUGUCAGAUGCAUGUUGUAGUUGGGAAGCAAGAGAAACGUAGGUUUAUAGUCAAAUUUGAAUGUACAAUCAUGUAUAAAAAAAAAAAAUCUGGCCAGUUUUAAAAUAUUGAAUUUUUAUAUUUUGAUUAAUUUUAUUGUGAGGAAAUAUCUUUCAAUAUAAUUUCUUUUAAGAAUGAAUGUUUUUAUUUUUAUACAACCAGAUACGUUUUGCCUUGAUGUAUGAUGUAAACAUUUUGUAGAUAUUUUAUAAUUGCAAAAUAAAAUAAUUCACAAACACAUCUAGUAAACUUAUAAAAGCAAUAUAGUGUAGGGUUUAUCUUUGGUUUCACGAUUCAGAAUCUGGGUUUUGCACAUUUUUUUUAAUUUUUUACAUUUUGGUAGAAAACAUUGUGUCUAUUUCUAUACAUUCUCCACAAGUAGCUGAACUUGUUGAUGUGAAGAAGUGGAAAGAUAAAGGUAUUGGUGAAAAUAUUACAAGAUCAUCAUCACAGACCUGAGUUAAAGUCAUUACCUGUUUAUUUAUCAAGACUGAAUUGGUGUGGCAAACUUGUACUUAACCAUAAAGGUAAAACAGCUUGACUGUUUGUGAUUAAAAAUCACUACAAGCUGCUGCCAAGUACAAACUACCCAGUAAUAAUAAAAACAUUCUUCCAGUCACUUGAAGUUUUAUAUUUCCUUCACUUUUGUUUUCGUUGAAGGAUCUUCAGCUGGAUACAGUGCGGGCAGACCAUUUAAUUACACAUUUAGGUACUACCGGUAUGUCUUUGGUUAAUUUAAACUAAGAUUGCAUUAGUUGCCUUGGUUCCAUGCCCGACCAUAAUUAUUGCCAAAUUUUCUUUUUAUAAAUUUCAUAAAGUGUAUUAUGUAUAUACAUGUCAAAAAGAUGUGACUGAUUGUGGUAAAUUCCUAUCUUUGAAAAUACUUUAUUUAGUUUCUAGUUAAAGAAAUUCUAAUUAUUUUUUAAUGUAAUUCAAUGUAUCAGUAUUAAUAACUUAAAGGAACUCCACUGAGGUUCAAAAGCCUUAAGGAAAACCCGAAUUUGAAAUAAGAUACAUGUACAAUGUAAAGAUCAACUAGCAUAUCAAGGAACUUGGCAAAUUCUAUGAAAGUUUGCUCUUUGAGUUAUUGAUUGAUCCAGAUCUACAUUAAAUGAUGAAUAAAUCUCAGAAAAGAAUACAUUCAAUGGUUUAUAAAUCUCAGGAAAAAAAUAUUUUCAGUCCUAUCAUGGUAAAAAAAUCCUCAGUGGAGUCCCUUUAAAGAGAAUAUAAUAUUAUAUUGAAUCUUAAAGAUGAAACAAGAGGGUAUUUAUUUCAUCUUGGAGAUGAUAUAUUGCGUUUUCGUAUUCAUUUAUUGUCCAUUUUAUUUCAUCAUAGUUUUUAUUUUCUACCAUAUUUCUCAUAAAAUUCAUUUUUGUCUGGAGUCUCAUACACAAAAGACUGUUGAUGAAAAAUCCAUGUACUUUUCAUUGGUUGUGUCAUAAUUUAGUAUUCAUCAACCUUUUUUCACUUUGUAUUGUUUUAUACAAAUUGAAAUUUGCAUAAAUACUUAAUGUGCAGUAAUUUCAUCAAUUAUCUACAUAUAUAUAAUCAAUAAAUAACCAUUAUGCUGUGUUUUUUUUAAAGUGAUGGACAUAAGAAUUGCAAUGGGAAAUUGUAUUUCUAUUUAACUUUGUUUGCUUAAUAUUAUAUGCUUAUUUCAGUUCUGUUUUAAAUGUGAUUUUUUUUGUGUCUUAAACUGAAGGCUAUAUAAUUACACAUUUUUUUAUGUACUAUCUUUUACUUGCUAAAAUUUCUUAAAUGGAUAUGUCCAACUGCAAUUUUAUAUUAGUUAAAUUAUUUACCCUUUUACUGUCAACAGGAUUGGUACAAUUGUAUCCACCCCACUCUCAUAGAUGUACCCUUUAUACAUGUAUAUGUACACUUUGUAGAUGCACACUGCAUAGAUGUACACUUUGCAUUAUGUACACUUUGUGGAUGUACAUUGCAUAUAGAUGUACACUUUGGCUGGGUGCUAUAUUGGUGGCAAGUUUUUUUUCUCUCUAUCAGUUAUGGUUUUGGCAAUGUAAGGAAUCAUAAUGCAUAUAUAUGCACUGCUUGAAUAUUUCAGAUUGUCAAAAAAUCCUAAGAACAAUCACUUUUUAUCGUUGAUCAAGAAUUUUAAAAAUGUUUCAGUUUGCUUUGUUAUGCUUAAAAUCUUGUUUGAAACUAAAUUAUUCCAGACUUAUGUUGAAAAGUAUAUAAUUUAUUGCAUUUUUAUGACAAAAUAUUAAAUCUGCUCUGACCACUUAAGGAAGUCUAUAUAUGCAUGUUUUAAUAAAGUUAGCUAGAUUAUGUCAGAAAAGCUAGCAAAAGAAAAACUGUUAAUUGCUGUAUAUCUUAAAUAAUAAAAGCAAUCUGCUUGUAUAAUUAUCUUUUAGUUUAAACUUUGGUUUUUAUUUUAAAAAGUUGACAACUGCAAUUUAAUAUUAAAGAAUUGCAAUAGAACAAUGUAUAUAUACACCAUUUUUAUUAUACAUGGCAAUUUAAUAUUGUUUGUAGGGAAGGUUGCAAUAUUGAAAUAGAGGAAAUGUUUGCUAACGGUUGCAAACUUUUUUUCUGACUUUAACAAUAUUUCUUUCAAUUAUAUUGUCAGUUAACAAUACAUUAUGUAACAUAUUAUGCAGUAUAAAUUGUAAAUUGUUAUUUCUAACAUUUUAAAUGAAAACUAUUUUAUUCUGUGUAUAUAUAUAUUAUAAAUGUACUAUAUUUGUAUAAUAAAAGAUUUGAUGAGA
Ruditapes philippinarum (Manila clam) is the source of this 7231-nucleotide messenger RNA. RefSeq lists its product as uncharacterized. The transcript has 5 exons. The record is from RefSeq and is a predicted model, not a curated record. NCBI's taxonomy places the organism in Eukaryota, Metazoa, Mollusca, Bivalvia, Venerida, Veneridae. Bases 240 to 1964 code for a protein of 574 amino acids.